GCGCUCUGUGUGGCUGAUAGCACCUGUGGCGGUGCUGCACUUACAUGGGUGGAAGAUCCAGCGGGUCAAGUGACAGGGGAGUGCCUCUGUACCACGAGCUUGAUUUGAGUUGCCACAGACAACCGCGCUACUGAGUUUAUCAUUGCGUCAAGGGUCUCACCCGUGCCCGUCAUCAACAAUUCGCCUGUCAACCCAGAGACAAGCCCUUUUCACACGAUCCAUUCCCCCACUGCGACUAAAAUUUGCUCCUUUUUGCAGUUUGUUCUUGUGAAGACGAAACUUGAUCAAUUUUCUCUUGUCUUCAUCGUCACCUAAAGCCAUCGUGGAAGAUCAGGAGUGUUGCGUGGCCCUUCUUUGUUGUUCUCCUCCCACCUACAUCAAGCUCUAGCUCAAGGCAUAGGCGGUCUCGUAACUGCGGCCUGAACACCAUCCCGCAUCGUCAUCCUCGUUUAUGCUCCCAAACUCUUUUCGCUUAUCGCGCACUUCCUUGAUCGCGACUGCCGCCAUGGCCGACAUGGAGGACUACCUCGAAGAAGGUUUUGACCCACGUUCGGUCACUAUCCCGCGUCUGCGAUCGAUUCUCGUCACGCAUAAUGUUGAGUACCCCGCGACUGCCAAAAAGGCCCAGCUCGUCGAGCUGGUUGAAGAUCAUGUACUGGCUCAGGCGCCAAAGCUGCGGGCUCAGCGCGCCCGAGCUAAGAGAUCAAGCAUGGGAAUCGUGAAUGCCGGCAGUCCGGAAGAUAACGGUACCUGGGACGACUACGAUCUCCCACCUCCGUCGACUACCAAGAGGCGUUCGAAGUCUCCUCGAAAGUCGUCGGCACGUGUUAAGGCUGAGGAUGAUGUCCUAGCGACUCCUGCGCCCAGGAGUCCUACCAAACGCAGCACACGGUCAGUAAGCCGUGCGCUUUCUCACGCUGACGACCACGACAACUACGAUGCCCCUCGUUCCAUUCGCCAACCGAGGAGAACAGUCACGCCACAGAUCAAAGACGAACCACAAGAAGAAGAAACAAUCCUGCCCGACCACGAAGAAAGCGUGUUCACUCACGACAACCCUUUUCAGAGUGGCAGUUCGCCUGCUCAACAUAAAACCCCAACUAAUCGCCGCCGUACAACUGCCGGCGACUCUAUCAGAAGUGUAAAGUCAUCGUCCCGGCGCAGGAUAGACGGCUACAAGGACGAUUAUGAAGAAGAUGUUGAGCCUACUCCCAGAUACCGCGAGCCGACUCCGGAUUUACUGGAACCUGGCGAGGAGUUCACCCCCAACGAGCAAUUAGAGUUGGAGCAAGCUGCAAGUCGGGGUGAAAUGGAGAUUGAGCCUCGCAAGCCUUCUCAACAGGUGUCUCGAAGAGGUGGUUUUAAGGCGCCUCUCUUUGUCCUCUUGAUGUCUCUUUUCGGAGCUUAUCUUGCGUGGUAUCGUCAAGAGAAAAUCGCGGUCGGCUAUUGCGAAGUCGGUGGUCAAGCAAAGUCACUUAUUUCACCAGACAUUCCUGUUCCCGACGCUCUUGUUCCUUUCAUUGAGCCUCAGUGCGAGCCUUGCCCUUCGCACGCAUACUGUUACCAGGACUUUUCGGUUCGUUGCGAGAAUGGAUUCAUUCUCAAGCCGCACCCAUUGUCCCUCGGUGGGCUAGUGCCACUUCCACCUACUUGUGAGCCGGAUGGCGAGAAAGCGCGCCGCGUCAAAGCUGUAGCUGACAGAGCUAUUGAAGAGCUCAGAGAUCGCCGAGCUCAGUAUGAGUGCGGAGAGCUUGUUGGUGAGGAUGGCAAGAAAGAGGAUUCUCCUGCGAUGGCUGAACACGAGCUUAAGGCGACCGUGAGCCGCAAGAGGUCCAAGAGACUCAAUGAGGAGGAGUUUGAUGAACUGUGGGCUGCCGCCAUUGGCGAGGUCGCAGCUAGAGAUGAGGUCGAGAUCAUUGAGACAGCACCAUCCACCAUUGACCCUACAGAUCGUCCAAUUCCUCCGAUCUUUCAGACAGAUGGCUAUCGUCCUCGUCUCUCGCUCGCCUUCCGUACACCUGCACGAUCAAACGAUCAAUCCGACUCGGCCUGGCAAGAUAUCGAUUCCCAGCUGGACUUUUGAGCGUUUUAAUUCUCGUUAUUUUCUACUUGCGAGCCCGAUAUCGGAAGCAUGUAGCUACAACUGCUCAAAUUCCUACUCUCGUCGACCUAGUACUGGGUAGACUUGCCAAUCAGAAGGAGCUAGGUGAAGAAGGCAUCGAUGAUCCUUGGCUGUUUUUACCGAACCUGAGAGAUGACGUCCUCCGGGCUAUUCACUCAUUGUCUGAGCGAGAACGCAUCUGGCAGCGGGUUCGAGCUGUUGUAGAACAAAACAGCAAUGUUCGAACCAGUCAGCGCGAAGGAAGAAGCGGCGAGGUAGGCCGCGCUUGGGAGUGGAUUGGCCCUGUUGCGGGUGACGGUGCAAGGAGGCGACGGAGCGGCCGGGUAUCACUCGGUCCUAACUCUCAAUUAGAGUCGCCAGAGCCAACAAAGGCAACCCCUGAAGUAAAAAAGUGGGAGGAAUCGAGACCGAUCUACUAAUAUUCACGUUAAAUAUUUCCCGUCAAGUUUCCUGCUUUACGCAUUUCUUAAUCACUAUUUCCUAAAUGUUUGAUGAAAAGGGGUGGUUUUCUUGGACAAAGAUAUUAGGAAGCAUAGAGCAUAUGCCUUUGGAAUUGGCGUUGGAGGUUGCUGGUCUUUUCCAUGUAUGAUUAAUCAUGUGUAGAUGCACGAUAGUUUCAGAACAACCCAUAUUCAUCAAAGAGCCUCGAGUAAUGAUGAAGCAUUAUGACCAAAUGGGACGAUUUGCGACAGACUGCAAAAAUGUACGGCGGGCAUUUGUUGAAAUGAUUCACUAAGAAAGACGAAGUCGUUGUGCUGAAAUGUUUUGUUUUGGACA
Molecule: messenger RNA, 2899 nt
Organism: Fusarium odoratissimum NRRL 54006
Lineage: Eukaryota; Fungi; Ascomycota; Sordariomycetes; Hypocreales; Nectriaceae
Exons: 2
Coding region: 452-2083 (543 amino acids)
Cellular component (GO): nuclear inner membrane
Molecular function (GO): chromatin binding
Source: RefSeq, a predicted model, not a curated record